Molecule: messenger RNA, 1323 nt
Organism: Arachis stenosperma
Lineage: Eukaryota; Viridiplantae; Streptophyta; Magnoliopsida; Fabales; Fabaceae
Product: phenylcoumaran benzylic ether reductase Betv6-like
Exons: 5
Coding region: 136-1071 (311 amino acids)
Molecular function (GO): oxidoreductase activity
Source: RefSeq, a predicted model, not a curated record
CCAACCCCUUUGCUUUGAGAAACAGAUUCCCAUCCAUGGGUGGCAACCUUUUCCUAUUUAAAUGAUUGAAGCAUCCUAGAGCAACAUAUUGCAUUCCAUUUCGAAAAGUAAUUGAUCAAGUGAGUGAGAAUACACAUGGCUGGUGAGAAGAGCAAGAUUCUGAUCAUCGGAGGCACCGGUUACAUCGGUAAGCAUGUAGUGGAAGCAAGCGCAAAAGGUGGCCACCCCACUUUUGCUUUGGUUAGGGAAUCCACAAUCUCCGACCCCUCCAAAGCACAAAUCAUCGACCAUUUCAAGUCUUUGGGAGUUCAUAUAGUUCCUGGUGAUCUAUAUGAUCAUGAGAAGCUGGUGAAAGCUAUCAAGGAGGUUGACGUGGUGAUAUCCACGGUGGGUCACGGGCAGAUAGCCGAUCAGGUCAAGAUCAUCGCUGCUGUUAAGGAAGCUGGUAACAUCAAGAGAUUUUUCCCUUCAGAAUUUGGCAACGAUGUGGACCGUGUGCAUGCUGUGGAGCCAGCAAAAUCUGCAUUUGAAGUAAAGGCACAAAUUCGGAGGAAGAUUGAAGCGGAAGGCAUACCUUUCACCUAUGUCGUCUCCAACUGCUUUGCUGGCUAUUUCUUGCCCACACUCGUGCAGCCUGGUGCCUUCGCACCUCCUCCUCCCAGAGACAAAGUCAUUAUCUUGGGCGAUGGAAAUCCCAAAGCAAUUUUUACCAGCGAGGCAGACAUUGGAACUUACACCAUUAGAGCGGUGGAUGACCCAAGAACACUGAACAAGGUUCUCUACAUCAGACCCCCUAAGAACACUCACUCGUUGAAUGAACUUGUUGCCUUGUGGGAGAAAAAGAUUGGCAAGACCCUCGAAAAGACUUAUGUCCCGGAAGAAAAACUUCUAAAGGAUAUUCAAGAGGCACCUAUUCCAGUCAAUGUGAUAUUAUCAAUCAACCAUUCGGUGUUUGUGAAGGGUGACCAGACCAACUUUGAGAUUGAGCCUUCUUUUGGGGUUGAGGCCUCCGAGUUGUACCCAGAUGUCAAGUACACCACCGUGGAAGAGUACCUAGACCAGUUCGUUUGACAGCUAAAAAACAAAAAAGAAUGAUGCUCAUUAUACAAAAUAAUUCAGAUUUUUCUUUGGUGUUUGAUGCAAUCUGCUACCCUUGUUACUACUUGUUUGCUAUGUAAGACUCUUGUGUUAUGGUGCACCAAAUCAAAAGAGAAAAAGAAAAUAAGGAAAAAAAAGAAAGAGCUAGUGUGAAAAUGGCGUUCAAUGUGUUUGAUCAUUUCAUGGUGCAGAAUAUGUUUAAGUGAUGAGUUACAUUAAUAUUCA